CUCGCUGUCAAAACUAAUAUAGAAACAGGGAAUCCUAUUUUAACGGUAAAAUUCGCGGAACUCCACACGAGCUCAUCCUAUAGGAAAUAUGACUUCUUCAAACUCCGACCAGCGGCUUGACCACCUUCUGAGCGUUGUGGAGAGCGAGUUUCAAAGGGGGAGCGAGAAAGGAGACGCCUCGGAGAGGGAUAUUAAACUGGGACUAGAAGACGCGGAAUUAUGGACCAAGUUUAAAGAACUAACCAACGAAAUGAUCGUCACCAAGACUGGCAGGUAGGCUAUGGUUGUUAUUUUGCUGUUAGCUACGGAUCAAAAUGAGGCCUUCGAGGCCUAUUGGUCUGCCUCAUUAAAAGCAAAGUUUAUCUGGAGAGAUCGUAGCGCGCAUUUACGCACGACUUUACGAACUGAUGCGCCCAGGUUAGAUAUGCAACAGACAUGUUCACCCUUUCAGAAUAGUCUGGAUGAGAAUGUGUUGGCUAUAGGCCCCAUCUAUGCUUCACUGUGGCAACUUGAAUACCAUGUCAAUAAUUAGGCCUAAAGCGCAACGGUUGUCAAAUCUUAUAAAACCUAUUAUUAGGAUAAAGUAAAGUGCCCCGAAGUGGCACCCUUUUUAAUGCAAAUAAAUAUACCUGCCAAAUAAUUCAAUCAUAAAGACCAACGGCUGAGUCAACAUAACAUAAUAUUUGUGCUUGCUUAGGGUAUAUGUUUAUUUUAACAACGUUAUUUUAACCUACAGGCGGAUGUUUCCAGUGCUCAGAGCGAAUGUGAGCGGCUUGGACCCCAACGCCAUGUAUUCAGUCCUAUUGGACUUCGUGGCUGCAGACAACAACCGGUGGAAGUACGUGAAUGGCGAGUGGGUUCCCGGUGGCAAGCCCGAGCCACAGAGCCCUAGCUGCGUCUACAUCCACCCAGACUCGCCAAACUUCGGAGCACACUGGAUGAAAGCGCCUGUCUCAUUCAGCAAAGUGAAACUGUCCAAUAAACUUAACGGGGGAGGACAGGUAAGGCCCCAAUUUUCUUUGUUUGUAUUUGCAGUAUGCGUAUUUAUUACUAUGUAAAUCUUUAUCUCCCGAGUGGCGCAGUAGUCUAAGGCACUGGAUUGCAGUGCUAGCUGUGCCACUAGAGAUCCUGGUUCGAAUCCAGGCGCUGUCGUAGCUGGCCGCGACCUGGAGACCAAUGGGGCGGCGCAUAAUUGGCCCAGCGUCGUCCAGGAUAGGGGAGGGAAUGGCCGGCAGGGAUGUAGCUCAGUUGGUUGAGCAUGGCGUUUGCAACGCCAGGGUUGUGGGUUCAAUUCCAACGGGGGGCCAGUAAAAAAUUAAUAAAAUAAUAAUAUAUAUAAAAUAGAAUAAUGUUUGCACUCACUAACUGUAAGUCGCUCUGGAUAAGAGCGUCUGCUAAAUAAGUAAAAAAAAAAAAAGGUAAAUCAAUUUAAAGACAACUUGGUAGGCUAGUUCAGAUUGCCCUGCUCUCUCAGAGCUAAUGAUGCUGUGCUGAAUUACAAAGUUAGGCCUUUUCUGGGGGAAAACGGUGUCCAUUUCAUGGCAAAUCAACUUCACAAUUUUUUAUUAGGCAUCUGUUGGACCACAUUGAUCUGCUAUCUUACUAAUUUUGAGUGUGUGUUUUAGAUCUUUGUUGUUGAUUGUACUUUAUUGGAUAUGAUUAAAAUAAUGUAUAAUUUCUCUCUAGAUCAUGCUGAACUCUCUGCACAAGUAUGAGCCCAGGAUACACAUUGUGAAGGUUGGAGGGAUCCAGAAGAUGAUCAGUAGCCAGUCUUUCCCUGAGACUCAGUUCAUUGCUGUCACUGCUUACCAGAAUGAAGAGGUCAGUUGGCCUGAAUAACACAGUCACAGAGAUAAUCAUUGCUCACAAUAAAAAAAGCAUUAUAUUGUGUUCAGCUUACAAUGAAGGAAGAAAAUAAUAUUAGCUGUCAUAUUUAUGUACCUUCUAGAUAACUGCGUUGAAGAUCAAACACAAUCCAUUCGCUAAAGCUUUCCUCGACGCCAAAGAGAGGUAAGAGGAAGAGACUGAUAUUGUGUCAGCAAUAUGCUUUUUAUGUAUUUAUUAGAUUUUGUGUGCCAAUUCUGAUGUUAUGUUUUCAAUUUUAGGAGCGACCAUAAAGACAUGCCAGAUCAUGGUGGAGACAGUCAACAGUCUGGUUAUUCUCAACGUAAGUCUUCUAUUCAGUCUCGCAACAUCAACCACAUUACAGAAACUCUUUCUAUACCGCUCCGUUUCAAUUCCAACAAUCAAACCAAGUCAUUAUAUUUCACAUAAUUUUCAAACACACUAUUCUUAAACAUUCAGAAAAUAAUGAUCAUCAUACAUCUUCAUUUUCAAAGCCUUCCAUGUCCCCAAGGAAACUGUACAUAGAGAACAGUAUGAAAAAAGGAACCGUAUUAACAAAACCAUUUUCAUUAUUUUCUUCCUUUCAGUUGGUGGUUGGUUCCUACCUGGUAACGGCCCUAUGUGCUCCAGCAGCAGCCCCCCUCCAUUCAGUGGGGCCCCUGGCCACUCCUCAGGGUCCUACUGUGAGAGGUACUCCAGCCUGAGGGGCCACAGGUCCGCCCCCUACCCCAGCCACUACCCACACCGCUCCUCCAGCUCAAGUAAGAACCUCCUCUACCCAACCCAGCACUCUGUGAAUGCACUGUUUACUGUUUAUUCUGAUCACUAGUCAGACCCAUAGGUACAGCAUGGGGAUUUCAAGAUGUUGGUUAAUAAAAUAUGUUUGAGAAAUCACCCGUAAAGGAAAUUCAUUGUUUUGAUCAGAGAAAUGUUUCGUAUACUGUUUUUAAUCAUUUCUCUAUGUACUUUAUUGUUUAGACAACUACAUGGACAACUCGUCGGGAGCCCUGCCCAGCCAUGACAGCUGGUCAGCCCUGCAGAUCCCUAACUCCACUGGGAUGGGAACCCUGUCCCACACCACCAACUCCACAUCCAACUCCAGGUAUGGCAACACAUGGUCAUAGUUGAUCGUAUAUACGUUUCUGAUAUCACUGUUUAGUUUUCCGCACUUUCCUGACUACAUGACUUGAUCAGGAAACAUUCUGGGCCCUAGGCCUAGACCUUUACUAGGCCCAGAUUUCUAAUCAAACCCAAUCCUCACUCUCUCUCUCUCCUUACAGCCAGUAUCCUAGCCUAUGGUCUGUUGCCGGGACGACCCUAGCUCCUUCCGGCUCCGCCUCUGGUUCCAUCGCUGGCGGCCUGACCAACCAGUUCCUGCGAGGCUCCUCCUACACAGGCCUGACCUCCUCCCUGCCCGUAUCCUCACCAUCCUCCAUGUACGACCCCAGCCUUAGUGAGGUGGGUGUAGGAGUGGGCGAGGCCCAGUUCGAAAGCUCCAUCGCCAGGCUCACCGCCUCCUGGGCACCCGUGGCUCAGAGCUACUGA
Coregonus sp. 'balchen' is the source of this 3390-nucleotide messenger RNA. NCBI's taxonomy places the organism in Eukaryota, Metazoa, Chordata, Actinopteri, Salmoniformes, Salmonidae. The record is from the annotation of a GenBank genome assembly.